Messenger RNA from Penicillium diatomitis, 489 nucleotides. RefSeq lists its product as uncharacterized. The transcript is spliced from 2 exons. NCBI's taxonomy places the organism in Eukaryota, Fungi, Ascomycota, Eurotiomycetes, Eurotiales, Aspergillaceae. Bases 1 to 489 code for a protein of 162 amino acids. The record is from RefSeq and is a predicted model, not a curated record.
AUGAGUCUUCUUGCUAUCCAGGCAAGCUGCUCCACAAACGCCAGAACUAUGCCCAACAGCCUCCUCCUCCAAUCCAUCGCAGAAACGGUCGCACUGCCACAAUGGACGUGGUCAGCCAACGGAACCCAUACCGCCAAGGGCUAUACCACCCAGGCGGCCGACGAAACGAGCCAAGAGGGCAUGAAAGCCGACUGUGACAAUAUCAAUCUAAACAAGAAAAUCUCAGUUGAUUUCCGCAGCGAUGUCUUUGGACCGGGUCUGAUUGGAUAUUUCUACAAAUGCGAGAAGAUCCGCGAAGAUACCAAUCUCUAUUGGUUUACGAUUAGCUCCGGCGACGCGCCACAGAUUGAUCGCCUGUGUGAUCCUGCCACGGAGUUUCCUUUGGUCUUUGACUCGCAGCAUAGCACUUGGUGGAUUGAUGAGCCUUUUAAUUGUGCUCAGCGCACUUCACCGGAUGAUCAGUCGGUUUGGGAACACGCGACUUCAUGA